This is a messenger RNA of Zingiber officinale, 658 nucleotides long. Its product is annotated as monothiol glutaredoxin-S3-like. The record is from RefSeq and is a predicted model, not a curated record. The transcript has a single exon. NCBI's taxonomy places the organism in Eukaryota, Viridiplantae, Streptophyta, Magnoliopsida, Zingiberales, Zingiberaceae. Bases 35 to 457 code for a protein of 140 amino acids.
CCCAAAUCCCAAUCGCGUGCCCUGAUUUCGGAGAAUGCGAGGAGCGAUCUCAAGCCGACCGGAGCCUCCGCGGACGGCGGACGACCUCUUGUCGUCGUCUCCUUCCACCUCUUCUUCUUCCUCUUCCUCUGGCGGCGGAUCGGCCGUGAGGGCGGCGGUGGCGGAGAACCCUGUGGUGGUGGUGGGGGCGAGGGGGUGCUGCAUGUGCGACGUGGCGCGGCGCCUGUUGCUGGGGCUGGGAGUCAACCCAGUGAUGUGCGAGAUCGGCGAGGGGGCAGAGGACGCGGCGACGAUGAUGGAGGCGGAGGCGGCGGCCGGGGGUGGCGGGCGCUCGGCUGCGCAGCCGCUUGUGUUCGUCGGGGGAAGACUGCUCGGGGGACUCGAUCGCCUCGUCACCGUCCACAUCACCGGCGAGCUCGUCCCGAUCUUGAAAGAAGCCGGAGCUCUCUGGCUGUGAUGAUUUUCACUUUUUGCCUUUUUAAUUAAUUUUUUAAAAAUAUUUUAAUUUAGACUCGAAAUUAUAAGUCAAGGGUACCCUUAGUGUGCCUCUAUUAUUAUGUAAUUUACCUGUAUUUAUUGUUUUUGUACAGAAUUUGUAGUCUAGGAAAUGUGAAAAGGAAGCUACUUUCCAUUAUUAUUAUUAUUAUUAUUAUUAUUA